AUGUCUACUUCCACCGAACAGGAUGAAGACAUGAAAAUUCAGAGAGAAAACUGGGAAAUGAUAAAGUCGCACGUUUCAUCUAUAAUAUCCAAUUUAACAAUGGACAACUUGCAGGAAUCUUAUAAAGGCUUAUUUCAAGCCAAUAUAGUUCUUGGCCGCAGCAUUGUUUGUAAAAAUGUUGUGGAUUUUACUCUCAAGAAACAGAAUAACCGGCUACUUCCUGCUUUAUCCGCUUUGAUUACUUUGCUAAAUUCCGACAUUCCAGAGAUUGGUGAAACUUUAGCAAAAGAAUUAAUACUAACGUUCGUGAAGCAAUUCAACCACAAAGAUUAUGUGUCAUGUGAAAAUAUCCUUAAAUUUUUGUCCAUUUUGUUUCUUUAUGAUGUGAUACAUGAAAUUGUGAUCUUACAGAUUCUGUUGCUACUCCUUGAGAAGAAUUCCUUGCAACUGGUCAUUGCCGUGAUGAAAACAUGUGGCUGGAAACUGGCACAUGUUAGUAAGAAAACACACGAUAUGAUUUGGGAGAAAUUAAGAUACCUUUUACAAACGCAGGAGUUGCCCAGAAUGUUGCGUGAGUCGUUAGAGGGAUUGUUUGAAAUAAGGCAAAAAAAUUAUAAAUCUGAGUCCCAAGCUCUGCUUGUAUUGACCCCAACUAGUUAUACAGUUAAUACACACUCCUAUAUUAUAAAUGAUGAGGAUGAAGUCAACGAAGAACUUGGAAAUUUUGAAAAAUGUGUGAAUUUUGAUGAAAUGACCAAUAUAUUCAAUACGCUACGACAGAAACUCCUGAUAAAUAAUGAACCCGACACAAAUGAAGGUAGUAACAAGCAAUUGAAAAUUCAUGAUAUGACUUCUGCCGCUGAUGUCGAGUUUAAAAAGAAGAUUUAUUUGGUUUUGAAAAGUUCAUUGUCAGGUGACGAAGCGGCUCACAAAUUGUUAAAAUUAAAGAUUGCAAACAAUUUGAAAAAAAGCGUGGUAGACAUAAUUAUCAAAUCCGGUUUACAGGAAUCUACAUUUUCUAAAUUUUAUUCUAUUUUAUCUGAACGUAUGAUCACUUUUCACAAAAGUUGGCAGACAGCCUACAAUGAAACUUUUGAGCAAAAUUACACGCAGGAUAUCGAAGAUUAUGAAACCGACCAACUGCGAAUCUUGGGUAAGUUUUGGGGACAUUUGAUAUCUUACGAAUUUCUUCCAAUGAAUUGUCUUACAAUAAUUAAGUUAACUGAGGAGGAAUCGUGUCCCCAAGGAAGAAUUUUCAUCAAAUUUUUAUUUCAAGAGCUCGUUAAUGAACUGGGACUAGAUGAAUUGCAAUCAAGGCUGAAUUCCAGCAAGCUUGAUGGAAUGUUCCCGCUGAAAGGAGAUGCCGAUCAUAUAAGAUACUCCAUAAAUUUUUUUACAGCCAUAGGACUGGGUCUAUUGACAGAGGAGAUGAGAAGCCGGUUGACAAUCAUUCAAGAAAUUGAGGAUGCAGAGGAAGAAGAGAAAAGGCUGAAACAGGAGGAGGAACUUGAGAAAUUAAGAAAGAAUGCUAGAGAGUCACAACCAUCACAAGGGCCAAAAAUUCACGAAUCCAGAUUAUUUUUACAAGAGGAUACCAGGGAACAUAGUAGAUCGAGAUCACCAUUGCCAGUGGCGAGAAGAAAACGUGCUAGAUCCAGAACUCCACCGAGAGGUCCGAGAAACUGUCGUAACAGAUCCAGGACCCCACCUGCAAGAAGGCAACGAAAUAGGUGA
Molecule: messenger RNA, 1734 nt
Organism: Saccharomyces paradoxus
Lineage: Eukaryota; Fungi; Ascomycota; Saccharomycetes; Saccharomycetales; Saccharomycetaceae
Gene: CWC22
Product: U2-type spliceosomal complex subunit CWC22
Exons: 1
Coding region: 1-1734 (577 amino acids)
Biological process (GO): mRNA splicing, via spliceosome
Cellular component (GO): catalytic step 2 spliceosome
Molecular function (GO): RNA binding; protein binding
Source: RefSeq, a predicted model, not a curated record